GAUCGCAACAUAAGUGAUGAACAUGUUGAUAAGUGCAUUGAAGAAAACUUUGCAGUUUGGUUAAAGAAUUAUGUUGACAAUCCUUCAAAUAACGUGACAGAUCCGAAUAUAAGUGCCUUGGCUUGGGGUCCUUUAAGAAUUGUUAAAACCUGGCCAAUUUAUUGUGUGAAUGGCUUCAAGUUUCAUACCAAAACACAUUCAUUUGGAAAGGCUACUAUGAAUUGUGGUGUGUGUGUUACUGGUACAGGUUAUGGUGAAUAUGAAAAUGAUUUCUAUGGUCAACUUGAAGAAAUCAUUCAAGUUGAGUACCCUGGAUUACCAUUGAAAAGAGUUGUCUUGUUCAAAUGUGAUUGGUUUGAUCCUACAAUUAAUAGAGGGACUAGGGUGAAUACACAAUAUGACAUCAUACAGAUUCAUCACAAUAGGCAUUAUAGAAAGUAUGAUCCAUUUAUUAUUGCACAAAAGGCAACUCAAGUGUAUUUUGCCCCACAUCCAAUAAAAACAAGGAACAAUGCAAACUGGUGGUUUAUAAUUAAAACCAAAGCUAGGGGAGUGAUUGAGAAUCAAGAAAUUUGUGACUUUGCAUAUCAAGAGGAUUUUACUUAUCAAAAUUGUGGUGGCGUCUCAAUUGAUCUUGAUUUACCUAUUAAUCUCCAAGAUAUUGAUAGGGGGUUUGAUGAACUUGAUGGAUAUGAUGCUGAUGGAGACCAUGAUAAACCCAUUGAUGAGUAUGACUAUGAGAAUGGUGAUGAUGAUGAAGUGGAGAUGGAUAGUGAUGAAGAUGAAGAAUUUAGUGAUUUUAAUGAUAAUGAAUAAUAGGUAUGUAUCUUUUGAUGUUGUGAUGGUCUUCUAUUUUUUGCAGAAAGCAUAUUUUGUGUAUUUGAAGCUUUAUACUUGAUUAGUUCAAGAAAACUUAUUUUGUGGUAUUUGAAGCUUUAUACUGAUACUUGAAGCUUGACAAAGAAUAUCAUCUUUAUAGUUCAAGAAAUCAUAUUAUGUUUAUUUGAAGCUUGAUUCUUGUCUGGUUUUUGUUGUUUCAGAUGUCAGGUAGAGGUUCAACAGAGGUGGGAGGACCAUAUCCUCUCGAGGUCAACGCUCAUCUCCAAUUUUUGAAUGUGAAGAUGGAUUAAAUGAGAAGUGUUCCCUCUAGUAGCAACAAUAGUGAUAAUUUGUGGUCCUAUUGUGUUGGUUUUCAGGGU
Molecule: messenger RNA, 1199 nt
Organism: Trifolium pratense (red clover)
Lineage: Eukaryota; Viridiplantae; Streptophyta; Magnoliopsida; Fabales; Fabaceae
Exons: 2
Coding region: 217-816 (199 amino acids)
Source: RefSeq, a predicted model, not a curated record